GUGAACCUUGUUUGAAUUUGAAAUCCAUUUUCUUUUUUCUGUCUUUAUUGAAUUUUAUUGAACUCCUCUCAACAGUAUAUUAUUUUCUUUUAAAAAUGUCGGACGUUGUAUAUCCCGAAGAAUUGGUUUAUUUCAUAGAAAAUAUCCGUCCAUAUCAAUUGCACGAAGUUGGAAAUGACAAAUGGCUUGAAAGUCAUGAAAUGAUUAUAAAACUAAGCCAACAGGCGAUUCUCGAAGCUGCAACUCAUCGAGAAGAAUCUGUUAAGGAACACUUGAUUCUCCGUGAAAAGUUGAAAAUAUUGAUUCAUGAAGCUUAUUGCAUUCUCUUGUGGAAGACAAAAAUUCUUCCUCAAAUUUUGGAGAUAGAUCCAAAUCCAGAGGCAACAUUUUUGAUCUAUACAGUUUUCUUUCAUGAAGGUUCAGUGAUUUCUCUUUUGGAGACGGCACUUUUUCAUCAAAAUGGAUGUGCAUCUUUGAAGGAAUCAUCUGUGGAUUUGGUAGAUUACUGCGCACAAGCUAUUGCUCAGCUUAUUGGUUUAGUUAGUAUGGGUUAUCAUGAGAAUGAAACCAACAUCGAUGUAGAUGAAUCAAUACUCACCGAAAUGGAUCGUCAGAAGAGAGAUAUGUUAUACAAAAUCGGGAUGAGAUGCAUUUCGAUUUUGAAUUAUCUAGCCGAUAAUAUGGAUGCGUUACCGUGUAGUGCUACAAGACGCAUGGUAACAACACACGACAUUCCAUGGUUACUGGCUGAUUUACUUAGUUUUUGUCCAUGGUAUCGAAAGACUUCAAAGGGUAUACAAAAAUUCAUUGAGGACAAAUGGACAACGGUAACUGGGGAAGACGUGACAAAAGUUGUUAAACACGAAGCUCAGACUUGGUUUUGCUUGAGACAAAUUUUAUGCAAUCCUAGUCUUAUGGAAACAUAUGAAAUGAAUGACUCAAGGCAAAAAAGAUUGGGACAGUGUCAAGGACUUUUGCAUGAUACCCUCUUGGAUCAACUACCACCACUAAUUGAACUAAAACAUUUUCUAUGUACACUUUCUAUGGGAGGUGGCAAUAACCACCAAUCAUCAAAGAAAAAAUCAAAUCUAAUAUUAGAAGAAUUACCCGAAAUAAAAGAAAAUCUUAUAAAAGAAGCUAAACAAAAUGGUGGUUACCAUGUUAUUGCCCAAAACCAAUCCGAUACUUUUCUAACUACUUCCAAAGAAAAGAUUUAUUCGUUAGCUCAAAGAUUAAAUUCCGCUUACAAUACUGACCUAUUAGCUGAGAUGGAAGCCAAUGAAGAAAGUUUAUCGUCUGUUGGAAAAAUAAACGAUGAAAAGAAAUGCCGCAUCUGUAAAAAACAAGCCGAGAAGAAAUGUUCCAAAUGUAAAACCAUAUUUUACUGCUCUAGACAAUGCCAAUUGGAUGACUGGCCAUCCCACAAGAAGAAAUGCAUCACUUUAGAAACAACAACAAAAACUACAGAAACAGCUGAUUGAGGAUAUGUUAAAGAAAUAACCGGCACUACAAAAACACUAUCAAUUUCACAUCUUCACAUAAGUUUUGUUUUCUUAGUUCUUUUUAUUAAAAAAAAAUGCUCUUAACCUCA
Molecule: messenger RNA, 1591 nt
Organism: Episyrphus balteatus (marmalade hoverfly)
Lineage: Eukaryota; Metazoa; Arthropoda; Insecta; Diptera; Syrphidae
Gene: Zmynd10
Product: zinc finger MYND domain-containing protein 10 homolog
Exons: 5
Coding region: 96-1481 (461 amino acids)
Biological process (GO): inner dynein arm assembly; outer dynein arm assembly; motile cilium assembly
Cellular component (GO): cytoplasm; centriolar satellite
Source: RefSeq, a predicted model, not a curated record